Fulmarus glacialis (Northern fulmar) is the source of this 876-nucleotide messenger RNA. RefSeq names its product calcium uptake protein 3, mitochondrial-like. Gene Ontology annotation, molecular function: calcium ion binding. Gene Ontology annotation, biological process: mitochondrial calcium ion homeostasis; calcium import into the mitochondrion. Gene Ontology annotation, cellular component: uniplex complex. The transcript has 10 exons. The annotation marks the transcript as partial. The record is from RefSeq and is a predicted model, not a curated record. Lineage: Eukaryota; Metazoa; Chordata; Aves; Procellariiformes; Procellariidae.
GUUACAGAAAACAGAUCAGACCUUGAAGAUUUACAUCUUUAUGCAACUCCUCGGGAGCAACGGUUUCGUAGGUUUGCCAGUUUAGAAUUUGAAGGACAGCUAUAUAUGACUCCAUAUGACUUCAUUCAGGCUGUCACAAAUGAUGAACCCAAACGUGCUAAAAAGUGGCGAUCCCUUUCAAAGCAGGAACUGAAUCAGAUCCUUAUGGAGACACCACCAGUUUGGAAAGGAUCAUCCAAACUUUUCCGUAAUCUUAAUGAGAAAGGUGUGAUAUCUUACACAGAAUAUUUAUUCCUCUUAUGUAUUUUAACAAAGCCGCAUGCAGGUUUUAGAAUUGCUUUCAACAUGUUUGAUACUGAUGGCAAUGAGAUGGUGGACAAAAAGGAAUUCUUAGUGCUACAAGAGAUUUUCAGGAAAAAAAAUGAGAAGAGAGAAAGAAAAGGAGAUGAAGAAAAACGUGCAAUGCUGCGUCUUCAACUUUAUGGAUAUCAUACUUCUACUAACAGUGUUCUUAAAACAGAAGGAGAGGACGUUGUCCCCAGAAGCUAUUGGGAUACUUUGAGACGUAGCACAAGCCAAGCACUCUUUUCGGACCUUGCGGAGCGUGCUGAUGAUAUUUCAAGUUCACUGUCAGAUACUACACUGCUUGUACACUUUUUCGGCAAGAAAGGAAAAGCUGAACUGAACUUUGAAGAUUUUUAUAGAUUUAUGGAUAACCUACAAACUGAAGUUCUAGAGAUAGAAUUCCUUUCCUACUCUAACGGGAUGAAUACCAUCAGUGAGGAAGACUUUGCCCAUAUUCUUCUGAGGUAUACAAAUGUGGAAAAUACAUCAAGUUACCUGGAAAACAUGCGCUGCAGGAUUCCUGAAGAAAAG